AGGAAUCUACAAAUAGGAGAAGUGAGGAGUUUUAACAAGUUCCUUAGAUGAGCUUCUCCCCAUCUCCAUCAAGCUGAUUAUACCCGAGGAGGAAUUAUUCAUGACAUAAAUGGCGGAGGAGUUAUUAAAAGAAAAUGCUGCAAAGAUCACUGGGAAUCUCACAUGGUCAUUGUUGGCUGUGGCUUUCUUGGCCUCGUUCGGCAGCUCGAUGCUCUAUGGCUUCAAUUUGGCUGUUGUCAACUCACCUGCUGAGUACAUCAAAGCCUUCUACAACGAGACGUUAACUGAGAACCAUCACUGGCAUCUGGAUGAGCAUUUCUUGACGGUCUUAUAUGCCCUAACUGUUUCCAUCUUUGCCAUCGGUGGGAUGACUGGUGCGUUGCUGGUGGGAAGACUUGUCACUAAAUAUGGAAGAAAAGGGACACUGGUCAGAUCCACCAUUCUGGUGUUUAUUGGAGGGACUUUGAUGGGCUUCAGCAGAUGGUUCAGGGAUCCCUGGAUGGUCAUUGCAGGACGUUUCAUCACAGGAGUCCAUUCAGGGAUUUCUCUCAGCGUAGUGCCCAUGUACCUUGGAGAGAUCGCCCCCAAGAACCUUCGAGGGUUUCUAGGUCUCGUUCCCAGUAUCCACAUCUGCAUUGGAGUUUUCAUUGCUCAGGUCCUUGGGCUCUCUGAACUGCUGGGAAAGGAGGAACAUUGGCCCCUGCUCCUCUCCCUUGUCUUGUUUCCUACUUUGGUCCAACUGAUGCUGUUGCCCUGGUUUCCCGAGAGUCCAAGAUACCUGCUGAUAGACAAAGGAAAUGUCUACGCAACUGUAAAAGCCCUGAAGUAUUUCCGUAAAAAGGGAAAUAUCCAAGCUGAGGUUGAGGAGAUGCAGGAGGAGCAAAGGUCACUCUCCUCCGUGAAGACCCUCUCUGUCCGCCGUCUACUCAUGGACCGCUCUGUCCGCUGGCAGGUCCUCACCACCAUGGUGGUCAACAUUGGCAUGCAGCUGUCUGGUAUUGAUGCGAUCUGGUUCUACACAAAUGACAUAUUCAGGGAUGCAGGAAUCCCAGAACACGACAUUCAGUACACAACAGUGGGGACUGGUGUCAUAGAGGUCAUUGCUGGAUUGCUUGGGAUUUUAACUAUUGAGCGAUUGGGCCGCAGACCUCUUAUUUACGGUGGAUUCUUCGUCAUGGGCCUCUGUUGUGCAGGAAUCACAGUGUCAGUCCUGCUCCAGGCGCAGUUGCCCUUCAUGAAGUAUAUCAGCGUUGGCUGUGUUGUGGGGAUCAUCGCUGGCUUCUGCAUAGGUCCAGCCGGUGUGCCUUACCUGAUCACAGCAGAGCUCUUCAAGCAGUCUCACCGACCUGCUGCCUAUACCAUAGCAGGCUGCCUCAGUUGGUUUUCCAACUUCCUCAUUGGCUUCGUCUUUCCUUUCCUAGAGGAAGCUACAGGUCCAUACUGUUACCUGAUCUUCUGCGCGAUCUGCUGGGGAGUUGCUUUGUACACCAUAUUUAUCAUUCCAGAAACCAAGAACAAAACAUUCCUUGAGAUCAGCCAAAUGUUUAAUACCAAAAACAGCAUCAGGAAGGAAGAGCCGACACCAAACAGUCAUUUGAAACUGGCACUGAUGAACGGCUAUGGAUCGCUCGGGCUCCAUGAUGAAAACUGAAACAUGGAAAGAAGACCACAGCCUCUGUGAUGAU
Molecule: messenger RNA, 1685 nt
Organism: Cyprinodon tularosa
Lineage: Eukaryota; Metazoa; Chordata; Actinopteri; Cyprinodontiformes; Cyprinodontidae
Gene: slc2a15b
Product: solute carrier family 2 member 15b
Exons: 12
Coding region: 110-1651 (513 amino acids)
Biological process (GO): monosaccharide transmembrane transport
Cellular component (GO): membrane
Molecular function (GO): hexose transmembrane transporter activity
Source: RefSeq, a predicted model, not a curated record